AUGCUCUGGUGCAAGAAAUAUGCUGGAAAGUAUGAAAAUGCUGAUCAAGAGGUAGUACUUGCGGAGAAAAGUAGAGACGAAUCAAAACAAUGGGAAUGUGAAACCAUUAUUUCUACAUAUUCAAAUCUUGAGAACCACCCUGCUGAAAUUGAAGUUUUGGAAAUAAGGAAGAAUAAUUUAACUGAAACUGCAUUUGGAGCUCCCAUUGGCUGGGUGAUAGUUCUAAAACGUGAAGAAACAUUUUUAGUAGGGUUUUUACCUCGAAAAGAGAUGCAUGAUGUGGAAGAAGAGAAAGAUAAGAAAGAUCCUACUGAUUGA
Molecule: messenger RNA, 318 nt
Organism: Fraxinus pennsylvanica
Lineage: Eukaryota; Viridiplantae; Streptophyta; Magnoliopsida; Lamiales; Oleaceae
Source: the annotation of a GenBank genome assembly